GUAGUGGUGGGUUUGUGCUUUGUGUUGGUGGUGGUUGUGAUUUCCUUCUCUCUCUCUCUCUGUUUUAUCUGUUUGGAAUUAAAAUCUAGAGAGAGAUGGGAAGGACUCCAUGUUGUGACAAGGAUGGGCUGAAGAGAGGUCCAUGGACUCCUGAUGAGGAUGAGAUUCUUGUCAAUUACAUCAACAAGAAUAAGGGACAUGGCAGCUGGAGAUCUCUCCCACAGCAUGCAGGCCUUCUUCGAUGUGGUAAGAGUUGCCGACUCAGGUGGACAAAUUAUCUUAGACCAGACAUUAAGCGUGGCCCAUUUACUGAGGAAGAAGAGAAGCUAAUCAUUCAGCUCCAUGGCAUGCUUGGAAACAGGUGGGCUGCUAUAGCAUCUCAGUUACCUGGACGAACUGACAAUGAGAUCAAGAACUUAUGGAACACGCACCUGAGGAAGCGCCUUAUCCGCAUGGGGAUCAAUCCACAAAAUCACGAGCCCUUUACCCCUGACGGUUCAACUUCCAAAACAUCAGCUUCCACCACGACACGCCACAUGGCACAGUGGGAGAGUGCUAGGCUUGAAGCCGAGGCUAGGCUGUCAAGGGAGUCAUCACAGUUCAGUACCCCAUUUCUGGAGAAAUCUGACUCGGACUACUUCCUGCGCUUAUGGUACUCUGAGGUUGGAGAGUCAUUCCGAAAGCUCCCCAUAGCAGGUAAAACUCCAUCUGAUAGCCCCAUCUCUGAGGCAUCUUCUUCAGGGAAGUGUGGAUCAAUCUCGGCUGUAACAACAGAAAUUGGCCAUUGCUUUAUGGGGUCGUCAACCAUGGCAGCCACUCAAGAUGAAGAUGUAAAAUACAAGGUUAUCAAGUCCGUUACUGGUGAAGAUAUGAUCUACAGGAUUUACAAGUGCAACACUGAAAAUGUGAUGAUACGCGGUUCUGACUCUUCAAGCUCCAACAAAUUAGAUGACUCAUCAGAAUCUGCAAUGGAUAUGCUGCUGGAUUACCCCAUUAACAAUGACAUGAGCUUCUUAGAAGACGAUAUGAAUGACUAUGCAACAAGUACUUCGGCCAAGAUAGAAAAUGCCUUUUUUCCCCUCUCUGAUUCAAAGCAGGCGUUCAAACUUCUUUUGUAACUCUCUUACGUUUUGCUUUAUGGUAGCUGCUUCCUAUAUUAUCUUUCAGACUAGUGAGAGAGCAAGGGUGAAGGGUUCUGUUCCUAAUUUUUGGCUUAAUGUUAGAGCAGUGCUGCUGCUACUUGUGGGUUGGUAGGACUGCUUAACAAAUUCAGUGUGCUAGGAUUCUGUAUGUAUAGUAGUUACAGAUUCCACAAUCGUUUCAGACAUCUCAUGUAACCUAGAUGGUAUCAGGUACUAAUAUUCCAUGUUUCCAGAUGCUUU
Fragaria vesca subsp. vesca is the source of this 1382-nucleotide messenger RNA. RefSeq lists its product as uncharacterized. NCBI's taxonomy places the organism in Eukaryota, Viridiplantae, Streptophyta, Magnoliopsida, Rosales, Rosaceae. The record is from RefSeq and is a predicted model, not a curated record. The coding region runs from base 96 to 1118 and encodes 340 amino acids. The transcript has 3 exons.